Monodelphis domestica (gray short-tailed opossum) is the source of this 1234-nucleotide messenger RNA. It is a transcript of the gene OAZ1, whose product is annotated as ornithine decarboxylase antizyme 1. NCBI's taxonomy places the organism in Eukaryota, Metazoa, Chordata, Mammalia, Didelphimorphia, Didelphidae. Gene Ontology annotation, cellular component: cytoplasm; nucleus. Gene Ontology annotation, molecular function: ornithine decarboxylase inhibitor activity. Gene Ontology annotation, biological process: positive regulation of protein catabolic process. The record is from RefSeq and is marked reviewed.
AUUUUGCGAACGGCGAGCAGCAGCGGCGGCCCGGAGAGGUGCAGCGGAGGUUUCCUGGUUUCGGACCCCCAGCGGCCGGAUGGUGAAAUCCUCCCUGCAGCGGAUCCUCAACAGCCACUGCUUCGCCCGAGAGAAAGAGGGGGAUAAACCCAGCACCACCGUCCACGUCAGCCGCGCCAUGCCAGUCCUCAGCCUCCACAGCAGCGGCAGCCGCAGCAGCGAGAGUUCCAGGGUCUCUUUUAAUUGCUGUAGUAACCUGGGUCCAGGGCCUCAGUGGUGCUCCUGAUGUCCCUCACCCACCCCUGAAGAUCCCAGGUGGGCGAGGGAAUAGUCAGAGGGAUCACAAUCUUUCAGCUAAUUUAUUUUAUUCUGAUAAUCGGCUGACUGUAACAGAGGAACUAACGUCUAAUAACAGGACAAGAAUUCUAAAUGUCCAGUCCAGGCUUACAGAUGCCAAACACGUUAAUUGGAGAGCAGUGCUGAACAACAACAGCCUCUACAUUGAAAUUCCAGGUGGUGCUCUACCUGAAGGGAGCAAAGAUAGUUUUGCAGUUCUUCUGGAGUUUGCAGAAGAACAGCUUCAUGUUGAUCACGUCUUUAUCUGCUUCCACAAGAAUAGAGAUGAUAGAGCUGCAUUGCUCCGUACUUUCAGCUUUUUGGGCUUUGAGAUUGUGAGACCAGGGCAUCCCCUUGUCCCCAAGAGACCAGAUGCUUGCUUCAUGGCCUACACAUUUGAGAGAGACUCUUCGGAAGAAGACUAGAUUGCAAUGUUUUGCAUCUUUAGAGCUUUCUUGUUGUCUGUAAAGAUGAGUCUGUGGAAAUUUUGUCAACAUCGAUUACAGUGCAUUUAAUGUUGUGCUUUGUACGAAAUAUUGUGACCAACUGCUCUAGUGGUGGGAUGUUGAAAAUUUCAGACUUUAUCAUCUUUUCUGGAUUUGUCCGCAUGUUGUGAUUGUGCAAAUAAAUGCUCACUCCAAAUUAGCAGUAUAUUUCUUGAAGUUUAAUAUUGUGUUUGUGAUACUGAAGUAUUUGCUUUAAUUCUAAAUAAAAAUUUAUAUUUUACUUUUUUAUUGCUGGUUUAAGAUGAUUAAGACUAUCCUUACACAUUCAAAAGAAGUUUAUUUGAAGUAAAGUAGUAUCCUAGGCACCAAAAUGGUAGGUCUCUUAACUUUGAAAGAGAGGUAUUAAUCUGCCCUUCUAUUGCUCUCAAAUCAGAAUAAAAAGAUUAAAACUA